AUGAAGUUCACAGCUCUCCUCUGCACUCUCAUGGCUGCCACUGCCGUCAGUGCGUCCACACUCCCUCGAGGCGAGUUCCAGGUCCAGGACACCUGCGGUGCUGGCUAUGGCGGUGACCAAAGGCGUACGAACAGUCCUUGCAAUGCCUCGAACGGAGAUAGGCAUUUCUGCGGCUGCGACAGGACUGGUGUGGUCGAGUGCCGAGGUGGUAAAUGGACAGAGAUCCAGGACUGUCAUGCUUCCACAUGCCACGGUACCAAUGAUGGCGCAGCCAGGUGCUAG
This is a messenger RNA of Aspergillus novofumigatus IBT 16806, 282 nucleotides long. RefSeq lists its product as uncharacterized. Bases 1 to 282 code for a protein of 93 amino acids. The record is from RefSeq and is a predicted model, not a curated record. Lineage: Eukaryota; Fungi; Ascomycota; Eurotiomycetes; Eurotiales; Aspergillaceae. The transcript has 2 exons.